Molecule: messenger RNA, 1499 nt
Organism: Rhopalosiphum maidis (corn leaf aphid)
Lineage: Eukaryota; Metazoa; Arthropoda; Insecta; Hemiptera; Aphididae
Product: neurensin-1-like
Exons: 4
Coding region: 455-1378 (307 amino acids)
Biological process (GO): nervous system development
Cellular component (GO): neuron projection; neuronal cell body; transport vesicle
Source: RefSeq, a predicted model, not a curated record
CGCGCGCAAUUCCCAUUCAUCCGCCAAACGCAGCGUAAUCAGCACGCCGAUAGCUACCCCUCGCCAGAUACCAGAGUACGCCGCCGCCGCCGCCGCCGCCACGGUUAUUAUAUCCAUCAUCAUCAUCAUCUCAUCGUCGUCGCCGUAAUUAUUGAGCUGUGAAAACCGUUUGGACUCGCCGAUCUCACCUAUAUACUUAUAUAUAAUAUUAUACACACAUAGAGCACACGUUCGUCCGCUUCCGUUCCUGGACACCCGGAGACCGGAGUGCGGUCGGAUCGCACGCUGCAGAUGGAACUUCGGUGGUGGUGCGGGCGGAAGCAUCCGCAGCAACAGCGGGUCGACGAUCGGACGGCGACGACAUUACGGGCGGUGGUGACGGUAACAGCUGCAGAUUUCUGACGAUGUACCCACGCGGGCGUGUUUCAGAGGCCCACCAGUGUUGACCGUUCACAUGACGUCCGAUAACAAUGGCGACUCCGCGGUGGCGUCGUCGGGCUGCAGUGGUCGCCUAAGCUCCGUACCCGGCGCUAAAACAGGCCGCGUCCCCGCCAUUGCCGCCACUACCACCGCCGCCGCCAAGGGGAUACUAGUACACAACAACAAAAAAUCAGCUAAUACGAACCGUGUGAGUUUUGUCACGAAUUCGUCUACGACAGCGUCCUUGUCAUCGUCAUCUCCGUCGCCCGCUCCUUCGCCGUCGGUCGAGCGGUCCAGGAAAAAAAAUCACCAACAACGGCGAUCGGUCGACGGGGGCGACGACGUCCAAAAGUUGCCUUACCACGCCCGGACUGGCAGACGGCUGACGGGGUUCGGCGUCAAGAGUUACUUGCACGAGUUCUAUGACGAUCCCGAUGGCCGCGAAUUAUUUCAGGACGACGGCAGUGGCGGCAGCGACGACGACGAUUUCAAAUACUUGGUGGAACCGGAAAUCCGUUGGUAUCACCACUGCAGUGGCGCGUUCGCGGUACUCGGACUAGCCGUCAUGGCUGUGGGUGCGAUAGCGAUGGCUGCCGGCCACCUGAUACCAGCCAAGGACCCAGUAGUCGGUCGGUCUUCGCACAUGGAGGUGAUCGACCGGAGGGCUGUUUUGUUCAAUGAUCACUUGGCCUUGUGCCGUUACAUCGGUUCGGUGGUGUUCGCCGUCGGCAUCGUGUUCACCGUCGUCCGGUUUUGGGUGUCGGUAAUAAGGAACGGCGGCAGCGGCGUCGUAAUCGGUGACAACGGCAAAGAUCGGGCCGCUAAGAAACUGCGGACCGACCAGGUGCGACCGUCGCCGACCAAGACGCAGACCGUCCGAAUACCCAUCACGGGCACGUUGGAAAACGUACAGCCCGACCCGUUGGCCAUAAAACUGCAGUUCGCCGACAGCGGUUAAAAGACUACAAUUUUAAAACGCAAUAUUAUUAAAUAUAUUAUAAUAUUAUUAUUUAUAUGCUAUAAUAUUAAGUACCUACGUAUACUGUUGUAGCAUGAAAUAUAUAGAUAGUAUUGUUGUU